CGUCAAUUGUCCUUCAUAUCAACUUCUAUACCAUUAUCCCGCAACAGCACGCGCAUGAUGGAGCCACCUUCUCUCGGGCAGCAUCUGCCCAGCGCCAACGUCGUGCUCUUCCUCGUCCAACUUGCAGUCGCCAUCGGCGUCCUCAUCUUCGCGCCUGAAGGCUCCUGGUCUCCCUCCAAAGCGCACGACUCCGCCUCCGCAUCAUCCGGAGCUUUGGACAGCAGCGGAUCGUUGGCUCUAGUGCCCGCCGCGACUCCUACAGCCUCCACACUGACGCCGAGCAAUCCACUGGCGCCUCCAGCCUACGUGUUCUACAUUUGGGUGCCCAUCUACAUCUUCACGGGUAUCACCGUCAUCACUGAUCGCUUCUACCCGACCUACAGCUUCUACCUCACAUCCGACGACCCGAGCUUCUUGCGGCAAUGGUUCCAGCUCGCAUGUCUGGCCAAUAUGUCGUGGGUAGCGCUUGAUAUGUGGUUCAGCUGGGUGCACAUGGCUACAUUCGCACUGACGGUGCUCUGGUGUACGAUGCUGCCGCUCUACCUCUUCGUUGUGCGUCACCCCACGCCAAGAUAUUCACAGGCCUGGAUCUAUUAUUUCUGCAGUGAAUUCUCCGUGCGUCUGUACUUCGGCUGGCUCAGUGCUGAUGUGAUAUUCAGUAUCGCCGAUGUGAUGCAGUAUCUACACGCAGGAUACUUUGGCUUUAGUGUCUACGCGAUGUUACUGGGGGCGCUUCUGGUGCUAGCGUUCGGCACGUAUGUCCAUGGACGUGAUCCGGUUGUGGGUCUUGUGGUCACUUGGGCAUUGCUGGGCCUUACAUUCAAGCACGCAACGUUCCCCGGAGAUACACAGGAGGUUUUCAACAAACUACGCGCUGUCGCCAUCGUCGUCGCGCCCGUUUUCCCGAUCUUAGUGUUCAUCGACAGCGUACGAUACGUCUACGUCGUCCAUUGGAAAACUUCCAGGGUUCCAACCAGCAGCAACGAGUACUACAAGCCAUUUGUGUUCGAGACCACGGCAGAGUAUGGAACGGUGUGAGCUGCUCAAUACGAAGCCUAGCGUAGUCGAAGUGUACGUUUGUUUAUACAUUGGUCUGCGGACAAUUUUGAUCUGCUCUUGUCAACUUUCCCUCUCUCGUUUGGAUAAAAUACUCAAGUAUCUUGCGAUACACUCGGAGAGUAAAAGUUGGUAAGUGACGAGUACUUUGGUUUCCCAGUUUCCCAUGAAAUUGCUUGGAAAAGUGCAAAACUUGCCAGUUCAAAGGCUGAAACGUUAGAAGUACGGAUGCCGACACUCGAGACGCAGGUUCACUGGACCAAUACGGUGUUUAACAUGCUCUUCAUCGAGGCGUUCGUUUGGUUUGCUCGAGUUUGCAGUAGCGAAGUCGUGGACUGGAGAACCGGAGACACGACGCAGCUCUUCAAUCUGCUGGUACCAUCCAGUUGUGUGCGUCGUGUUCAACUGCCGAUAGCGGCCGACAAUUUUCUCCAUCCCGCUUUGGAACCUUCGUCCCCUCAGCAUCGAUAUUUCCCUGGUAUGACGUUGAGAAGGGAAGACUUUCUAGUUAGCGUUUUGGAGUUCUCACAAGGUCAAAUAGGCUCAAAGUACAUUCUGAGUGUUUAGUACGCCGUCUGAAGUUUCGUUAAUACGGUGGUAGCAUGGCUGUUUAGAGAGCUCCACGUUAUUCCGAUCAAGAUUGCUUUGAGGUUUUGGUUCAUCAUGGUCGUUAUAACAAUGGCUCAAGUCAAUCAAAACAAAGUCACGCGUUAGUGCGAAGGAAACAAGACGCACAUCUACAACCUGUUGGCUCGGA
This is a messenger RNA of Phytophthora nicotianae INRA-310, 1813 nucleotides long. RefSeq lists its product as hypothetical. The coding region runs from base 55 to 1038 and encodes 327 amino acids. The record is from RefSeq and is a predicted model, not a curated record. The transcript is spliced from 2 exons. Lineage: Eukaryota; Oomycota; Peronosporomycetes; Peronosporales; Peronosporaceae.